CCGUCACACUGCUGAAGGAGGUAAUCAAUCAAUCAACCUCAUUAGCCUCCAGUCUAGGAGCAAUUCUCUUCGUGACCUUAUGUUGCUUAAUUGAUUAUUAAUUUAUUGGUUUUGACUUCACAAUGGACGAAGACUGUGAAUUAGUUGAAGAUUUUGACUGUCCAAGCCUUCUGUGUGAGGAAUUGGAGGAUUUGGAAACAAAGAACGACCAAAGGAGCAGCAGAAGGAGGAGAGAAGAAGAGGAGGAAGUGUUUAAUCAGACGGAGGAUGAAGAGGCAGGAGAGGAGACAGACCGAGAAGAAGAGGCGGGGGAUGAGGAUAAAGAAAAGAAAGUUGUUGUGUCAGAAAAGGAACUGAUGGCAACAGAGGGAGAAGAGGACGAGCAGGUGAAUCCAGAGAGUAGGCUGGGAGCGGAGGAGGUGCAGACAGAAGACAACAAGAUUGAGAACAAAAAGCAAACAAUCACUGAUAAACAAGAGGACAAAGAAACAAAAAGUGUUGAAGACAAAUAUGAGAAGAAAAAGAGUAGGAAGAGGCAAGAUAAGAAGCAAAGUGAGCAAGUGAGGAACAGGAAAGGUUUAAAAGAUGUAAGUGAGCGGUUUGAGGAGGAAAAGGAGUGUCAGAUACACGAGGUGUCAGCGAUGAGCUCAGAGGAGAGCUCGGCUCUGUCAGAGCCUCCCAUUGGACUGAUAAACAGCUGCAACCUGUCUGAUCCUGUCUUCCUGGGUUGUGGAGGGACAGGCCCGUAUUGCCCUCCAGUUCCUCUUCCCCUGCUUUACUCCUCACAACCUCCAGUCCCGAUACAAUCUGCACCUCCUCAGCCUCACGGGACAAAAAGGCCCCACAGCCCCCUUCUACCUCACAGUCACCCCGAGCAGGGCCCACAGCCACUAGAGAUGGAGAUAAACCAGGUGUACUCUACUCGACGCUCCAUUCGGUACAGCAACAGGGGUCGAGGCCGGGCUCUAAGCUUCCCUCUGCUGCAGGGAUUAGAGACCGUCGACAGCUGCCUGCCUCCACCUCCACCGAAAAAGAAAACACGAACACUCUACAGUACUGAUCAGUUAGAGCAUUUAGAGGCCUUGUUCCAGGAGGACCACUAUCCUGACGCGGAGAAGAGGAAAGUCAUCGCUGCGUCAGUUGGUGUCACACCUCAAAGAAUUAUGGUCUGGUUUCAGAAUCGCAGGGCUAAGUGGAGGAAAAUGGAGCGCUCCAUGACAGCAAGGGUUGAUCACAGACAGAGCAGAGCUGGAUUCAGCAUCAGCAGCCCCCCAUUUCACCAAAUCAAUCCCGCCCUGGCGCCCAACAGUAAGGGAGUUCCCUGUUUUUCUAAUCCCUUUGCCACCAAGCUGCCCCAGCUCGCCCCUGCUGCACCUUCUUUCUCCACCCUCUCCAACCAGACUCCGCCCUCCUACAGCAACCUAUUGGCCAUCCUCAACAGCCCAGGUCAAUCCAGAGGGAGAGAUGUGGGCCAGCAUCAGCUUUCAUCUCAGGGGGGGUUGGCAGUGUACCACCCCCGUCUCAUACACAGCCCUCCCCCCCUGCGGCGAGCCAGUCUCCCCCUUUUCACUUCGACCUACAACCCUGCCAACCCAGCUCCACCUCUCCUCAACACCCUGGCUCACACCCCACCUCUGUUCCUGGAUGCUCUGGAGAGUGGCUCCGCCUAUGCCCAUCGUGACACCCAGGCUCUGCAGACUGACACCAGCUCUCUAUUUGACUUUGGGGAGAAGCUCGACUACCUGACCUCAGGCCAGCAGAACAACCCUCUCUCCUACCAGCUCCAGACCUCCUACCCCUCCAGCCAGCCACAGCUCCAACCUCAAGCAUCUCUGCCACGCAUGGCCUACCUCACCCCCUCCCCUUAUCUCACCCCUAACCCUCCAGAUUCAAACCCUACCUCCUAUCUGACCUUUGGCCCAGGAGGAAACUCUACUGGGAUGGUGACCUACUCCACUGGAGGCCACUCUUACUUCCAGUCCCAGAACGCAGGACAGAUCCUGCUGCAGUCAGCCGGUCAUCAUGGUGGGAUCACAGCGUACCAGUCAUACCCAUGGGGUAACAUGUACAGUCAGCCUGCCAUCCACCAGCGUACUCAGUGCCCUCCAACUUACCCUGGCAGCUUGGGAGGUGCUCAAGAUCACCAGUCGCCCUCAUCCAACACCCUGCCUCCCCCUUCAUUCUUUCCCCGGGGGGACCACGGGCCUCCACAUGCAAACUCCCAGUACUCAUCACACACCAGCAGCAGCAGCAGCACUACCGUCCUCCCUCCUGUGUCCACCCUGCAGCCAUCUCGCCUCAGAGCUGCGAUCACUCCAACUAAGGCAGCAUCUCUGCUGCCUACUCAUGUUAGCCCUGCAUCUCCAGACAGCUCUCCAGUGCCCCCUUAUGUCAAGAUGGAGUAUGACAGUCCGCGAGAGAUUCACAGCCACUUCCACUGCGACUUCUCCCCCAAUCAUUUUUGACUACAUGUUUGUCUGUGUUAAUAUAUAUCUUGUGUACAUUUGAGUAUUUCUGUAUUAUACAUUUGUAUUACUAUUAUGAUGUUCUCAGUAAAAAUAAUGAUGUAAACUGGCUUGGUUGGGCUGCAUUUAGCUGCAAUAAAUGCUCAUUGUUCUGUUAAUCUUUUAUUUUUGCAUUUAAUUAGCAUUGUUUUCAUUUUAAAUCAGUGGUCUCAAACAUAUU
Cottoperca gobio is the source of this 2685-nucleotide messenger RNA. It is a transcript of the gene nobox, whose product is annotated as NOBOX oogenesis homeobox. Gene Ontology annotation, molecular function: DNA-binding transcription factor activity, RNA polymerase II-specific; RNA polymerase II cis-regulatory region sequence-specific DNA binding. The record is from RefSeq and is a predicted model, not a curated record. NCBI's taxonomy places the organism in Eukaryota, Metazoa, Chordata, Actinopteri, Perciformes, Bovichtidae. The transcript has 9 exons. Gene Ontology annotation, biological process: regulation of transcription by RNA polymerase II. The coding region runs from base 123 to 2465 and encodes 780 amino acids.